CGAUAAUCGUGACGAUUUUAUGGAUAUUGAUAUUAUUCAACUUGUUCAACGAUUAUCUGAUCAAGUUGUUACACGUGUCUUGAUUGAUCAACCAAUUCUAGAUCCAUCCACAGUUGAUCAACCACUAACAAAUCAUGAACUAAUUCGAGAAAUUGCGACCAUCAAUUAUUUAGAUACCGCCAAUAAAAAAAUAGCAAAUUAUCGCAAUCUUGUUAUGAGCCAAGCUGCACAGUUUGAUGUAAAUGAUUGCGUUGGUGUACAAAUUCAUUCAGUUGAUAGAACUAAUACUGAUGCUAAGCUUUUACCAUGUUUAAUUACAGAGAAAUAUGAAACAGAUGAAAGGAUUAUAUUCAAACUUCCUUGCCAGUAUGGCAGAUUAGAAAGCAUGUUUUCGAUUGAUGAACUUACUAAUUUGAAAAUGGCUUGUCCAGAAGAUUUAACUCGAAUUGCUAUUAACGAUUUACCAUCUAUAACACUUAUAGAAGCCUGCAAACUCUAUGUUCGUGGUUCGAAAACUGGUCGCACGUGUGAUUGUAAAGGAAAAUGCUCUACAAAGCAUUGUCCAUGUAAAAAAAACGAAACACACUGUUCUACAAAAUGUCACUCUAAACGUGGUGGUUGUAAAAAUAUGGCUAUUUAA
Adineta ricciae is the source of this 640-nucleotide messenger RNA. The record is from the annotation of a GenBank genome assembly. Lineage: Eukaryota; Metazoa; Rotifera; Eurotatoria; Adinetida; Adinetidae.